GUGACAGAAAUUACACUUAAUUGACAGUUUCAUUAUGCAUUUGAACAUAAAUAAUCAUCAGGGUAUGUCCUUUUUUUACGAGAGGAACGCACGCCAGUGACGCGCAGGGUCACAUGACACUGCUGGUGGUGACGUAGUGCGUGAGUUUCUUUGCCCGUCUGUGUUGAACACACACGCACACAGUCACACACACACACACCGACUGAGCUCGAGUGGACAUAAACAAGAGCGCGAGGCCUUUGUGUUACAUUCAUCAGCAUACGGUGACAUUACUGCGAAUCCUUGUGCGCGUGGACGCGGGAUCGUGCUCGUGCGCGCGGGUUAAUAGAAACCUCAGAGGAUGGACUGAUGACCAUGUGGAUCACCAGGUUCUUAGUGGAUGUCUACAAGAGUGGAUAACAGAAGUAUUUAAUUGUCCGUCUUACUGGACACUGCCUUUAAGGAGCAAUGGCUAGCAAGAGAAAGUCCACCAUUCCAUGCAUGAUUCCUGUCAAAACAAUGCAUCUUCAAGAUGACCUUGAACGGGAAAGACAAUCUCCUUUGUCCAAGGACAUUGGGUUCUCCUUCAGGAAGGAAGUGUGUAAAAUAGGCAGUCCCAGUUUGGGGAACCCGUCUGGCCAGGAAGCAGGCGAUAUUGAUAGUGGCACUUACACCUGUAUGCCUUGUAACUUUGAGACCCAGGACCUAAACCUUUUCCUCGACCAUGUGUACAGUGGACACCCAGAUUUCCGCGUUGACCCUUGUUUUCUUUGUGUAGAUUGUGGGGUAAGGGCUGCAAAAUUCGAAGGCUUAGCACUGCACAAUGCCCGUGUACAUCCCAGCACAAUGACCACCAUGCUUCAGCUAAAAAGGAAGGACAACAAGUUUGCGGUAGAACAGACCCUCAUCACGGGACCUUGUAAAAGCAAUAGCUUGAAGGAAACAGAGAUUUCCAUCUCAAAGACACCAAUCAUGAAAAUGAUGAAGGGAAAAUCAGAACCCAAAAGGAUUGUCAUUUCUCAUCCCGCAAGCGACGACCCUUCCUUCUUGGUUACUAAACCGCUGGAGAAAACCCAAACUCCUGCUGUGACAGUUACCCACGUGCCCACUAUUGUACACAAUGGAGCAGCCAACAAGGUUGCCCUGUCAUCAGCUAUACAGAUUGUUAACGCCUCUGGGGCGUUGCCGCUGGUCAAAACCGCUGUUACACAAGUUGUGUCUGUUGUGCAAAACAGAAGUGUCAACCCACAGUCUGCGCCCAUCGCUGUUUGCUCAUCGCCCUCCUCAUUGUCAAGCACCAAGAAUCUUCCGAAAGUAAUGAUCCCUCUUAGCAGCAUUCCUACCUACAACACAUCCAUGGACAAUAGCAGUUUCUUGAAGACGUCCUUUAGCAAGUUCCCUUAUCCGACCAAGGCUGAGCUGUGCUACCUAACAGUAGUAACCAAGUACCCCGAGGAGCAGAUCAAGAUUUGGUUCACAGCACAGAGACUAAAGCAAGGAAUCAGCUGGUCUCCAGAGGAGAUAGAGGAUGCCCGCAGGAAGAUGUUCAACACAAUCAUUCAAACGGCACCAUCCUCCAGCCACCAGCAGCGUCUGUCCCACCAGACCACCUCUCAGCAAACAAUCACAGUUCUGGGCACAACUGGCAUCCCUCACAUUUUACAGGGUAGCCUGGUCGGGCAUGGAGGGGUGAUUGUCACCCAGCCUAUGAUAACUAAUGGCAUUCAGGUCAGCAGUGCCCCUGUCACGCUCGCUGUAACACCUAAGGCUCAGGCUGCCGCGAAGCCCAUGAUGCAGGCCAGGCCCGCUGCGGCCCUGGUGGCUGACAAAGGAAUCGGCAUGGUCUUGGGCACGGUUGGUAGCAGCAGUAGUGGAAAUUGCAGCAGUAGUGUUAGUACUGGAAGCAGUUCUAGCAGUAUUAGUAGUACGAGCAGCUUAAGCAGCCAGGCUAGCGUAAUUGGUGUGGAUGGUAGCGGCACAGCGAAGUCGAACAGCGACAGUGACGUUAGGGCCUAUACGCCUGGUGCUAAUGAUACUUGCGUUCAAAGCAGUAAUGGCAAUAGUGUAAAAAGUACCGGUGAGAAUAAUAAAAGGAACAAUGGCAAACUAUCUGCUAGUACCACUCCAGCUACCACCUUCACAUCCACCACUACUACGGAUUGCACAAUGCCAAGUAAAUCAGACUCCCCACGUCAUGGCUCAAUGAACUCUCGUAUGUUCUCCUCAGCAAGCCUUCUGGACCCCAGCUUUAACAAAACAAAGAAGUCACAGGAACAGCUGGCAGCCUUAAAGGACAGCUUCCUUGUUAGCCAGUUUCCCAAUCAGGCAGAGGUGGAUCGACUUAUCGGUCUAACUGCUCUGACUGUGCGUGAGGUACGGAAAUGGUUCAGUGAUCGACGGUACCACUUCCGUAAUCUAAAGGGCUCAAGAAUGAGUUCAGGUGCUCAGACUGCAGCAGCAAGUGUUAGCGGUUCCCAGUUUGAUGCGCUUGUUGCUGUGGACUCGACAGAAAACAGCACACCCCCCGAGAGGCCUAAAACCCCCCAGCAGACACCCAUCAGUCCCUCGCAGACAACAUCCCCACCAACUCCCUCAAGACGCCCACCACGACCCCCGUCACCAGAUUUUACUGCUAUACGGUACAAAGAGCGGGAACCUCACCAGGUGCGUGCUUUAGAGGCCAGUUUUGCGCAAGACCCAGAUCCAUGUAACGAAGAAGUUGACAGGCUGAGGGCAGAAACGAAAAUGACUCGCCGUGAGAUCCACAGCUGGUUUGCUGAGCGUCGGAGGAGGAUGGCAGCAGAGAAAAAGAAGGAGGAAGCUGAGAGGGCAGAAAGGGACGAUGACGACAGCAGUAAAGAAAAGGAGAACACAAGCACUGAGGAGAGGCAUGAAGCUGAUAGUCCCUCCUCUGAAAAACAGAAGGAAGAGACUGGUACCGAACCAAAAGUUAACCCUAUCAAGAUCAAUCUCAAAAUGUUGAAAGUUACUGAAUCUAUUGGAAAAGAUGAGCCGGAGGAAAGUGACCCCACUGAGGCUACCAAAGUGCUGCCUUCCGGCUCUCAGGCAAUGGUUACUCAGACCUCUUCAUACCGGGGGAAGAAAACACCCGAACAGCUCCACCUGCUGAAACAAGUCUUUGCACGCACGCACUGGCCUAGUUGUCCACAGUAUAAUGAGCUCAUUGCUAAAACGGGCCUUGCACGACCAGAGGUGGUGCGUUGGUUUGGAGACUGCCGUUAUGUCUCGAAGAACGGUCAGCUCAAGUGGCUUGAGAGUUACCAGGCAAUGGUAGAUGAGGAAGACUUCCAGAAGGCCAACAUCAGUGUGCUGAAGGAGCACCUGGAAACCUACGGAAAGCUAGAUGAGAGUCAAUUGGAGGACAUUGUCAAAUCCAGUGGCUUAGGUGAGGAAUCGAUCCGACGGUGGUUUGUGAAUAAGACACCACCUCUAGAGAACAGUAAGGCUGGGUCAUUGACUGUGGCCAGCCCAACUGAAACUGCUCUGGAAUCCCACCAUCCAGAAGAAGAUGAGCAGUUACUAAGUGGCCUCAUCUCAAAGGAUCAAGCCACAGAGGGAACAAAUGAUGUAUCUACCAGACAAGGGUCCGACUGAAGGGGAGAACAGAGGCUUGAAUGGAGGUGCAAAGGGAUAUCAACCAAUGGGAUUACAGCACAUGUGGCCUUUAUCUUUUAUUUUUGCCAACAUCCAAUGAAAUUUAAACCGAAGCGCUGGAGGACACCUUUGCAAAAACACUUUCCAUUCCUGGAAUAACAAGCGGUCUCACUGUACAAGACAACCAGCUGCUUUGACUAUUUCACAGGACAGAGGGGAGGUCCGCAAGACAUCUGAGAGGAAGAGGACUGUAAAAUUCUUACUGAUAGUCUUUUUCUAACAGUGUCAGUGUGAAUGAAGUGACGUUCAUUAGGGGAUUUAUCGUGGUACCAAACACUGCACAGCUCUUAUUGAGCCCUUUUGUAAUUCUUAACCUAUGACAGACAAAACUGCACCUCAGAGGUUUAGAUGUAUGCUGUAGGAGAAGCUUCGGUAGCACACAGAACGCUUUUCUGAAAUGUCAUCACUGAGAGCAAAAUAAAACCAUGAUUAUGAAGUGUCCAGACUUUUA
Messenger RNA from Triplophysa dalaica, 4105 nucleotides. RefSeq names its product zinc fingers and homeoboxes 3b (gene zhx3b). Gene Ontology annotation, biological process: regulation of transcription by RNA polymerase II. Gene Ontology annotation, cellular component: nucleus. Bases 448 to 3594 code for a protein of 1048 amino acids. The record is from RefSeq and is a predicted model, not a curated record. Gene Ontology annotation, molecular function: DNA-binding transcription factor activity, RNA polymerase II-specific; DNA binding. The transcript has 3 exons. NCBI's taxonomy places the organism in Eukaryota, Metazoa, Chordata, Actinopteri, Cypriniformes, Nemacheilidae.